AUGGAGAACUCAACCCCAGCCAUCUCAUCCAACGUGGUGCAACCAAUCCAGCCUUACAAGCGCAAGCUCGUGGGUGUGCGCAGAGUUGUGGCGAAGAAGAAGAUUGAGGGACACUGCACUGCUGUCACGGUUGACAAUUGGACCGUGGUUGGCUUCACCUCCCAGAUGAAUCGCUUCAAGAUUGGCGAUCUGGUUGUCUUCAUGGAAAUCGAUUCGUUCAUUCCUCGCAUUGAUCGGUAUUGGGAGCUCUGGUCCAGCAUGGACGAUGUUUUCAAUGGAGAGAUAGGGCUCCGCGUCAGGUCACGCGAAGUGUCCGGCACCUACUCGCAGGGUAUGAUCUUUUCCCUUGCGGAUUUUCCUGAGAUUGUAUUGCAUCAUCAAAAUCGCAUCCAAAAAAUCGGCAAGGACGAAGCCACGAGAGAGCUUCUGUCCUAUUCCUUCGCAGACAGCCUAGGCAUCAAGAAGUGGGAAUACCCGACUCACGUGCGGCCGGUUACGGGCAUCAUCGGCGAGUUGUCGCCGCUCAUCCAGAGGCCAGGCAAUUACCGGAUUCAAGACAUCGGCAACAACGUCUUCAACACACAUGCAGCCAAAAAUAGGAUCUAUCAAGUCACGGAGAAACUCGACGGCGUCACCAUGCACGUCUACAAGGUCUCCAACCAAUCGCCAGAUCUCCUCGCUUAUUUUCCCGCCCUAAAACCCACCGCCGGCAGUAUCCCCAUCCCUCCCACCAUGCAAACUCCUCGCGGCCGGGUUGGCGUCUGCAACCGCAAGCACGAGUUCUUCGACGACGGCAAGAACAUCUACUGGGAAACCGCCAAAACGAGCGGCAUUCUCGACAAGAUCCACAAGAUUCCCUACCGUAACAUUGCCAUCCAAGGCGAGCUGGUCGGUUCUCACAUCCAGGGAAACACGAUGCAGUAUCCCGAAGGGAAACACGAAUUCGUGGUCUUCGGCAUCUGGGACAUGGAUGCCCGUGAUUACCUCGCGACCAAGAGCGUCGAGCUGCUUUGCAAGACGCUCGACAUCGCUCAUGUGCCUGUGCUCGGGUAUGGUCCUGUUACUAAGUAUGGGAAGAGCGUGGAGGAAAUCUUGGCGUAUGCUGAUAAGCUUGGUCCAGGAGAAUAUGGUGGGGUUAAGGAGGGCUUAAUUUUUAGGGCGAAUGAUGACUGGAAGAAAGGUUUCAAGGUAAUUUCGAACGGUUGGUUGAAGAUGACUGGAAAGUAG
This is a messenger RNA of Neurospora crassa OR74A, 1227 nucleotides long. RefSeq lists its product as hypothetical. Bases 1 to 1227 code for a protein of 408 amino acids. The transcript has 2 exons. The record is from RefSeq and is a predicted model, not a curated record. Lineage: Eukaryota; Fungi; Ascomycota; Sordariomycetes; Sordariales; Sordariaceae.